Molecule: messenger RNA, 1655 nt
Organism: Blepharisma stoltei
Lineage: Eukaryota; Ciliophora; Heterotrichea; Heterotrichida; Blepharismidae
Source: the annotation of a GenBank genome assembly
AUGGCAUUAGACCAAGAAGACCGUGAAACAGUUUACCUUGCCAUGGCAAUUACAUGCUCGCUAACUCCACCCCUCCGUGAGUGAACAAAAUAAUUUUGGGUUAAUUUUUUUUUUUUAUAUAAAAAUUUUAUAAAAAAUUUUUUUUCAAAAUUUUAAAAAAAUCUAAUUUGCAAAAAUUUAUUAAUAUAAUUUAUAAAAUUUAUUUUAAAACGCAAUUUGUUAAAAAUUAAACAGAAUUAGCUUGAGAUUUCAUUAUAGUAAUUAUCACUUAUAUAGCAAUUUUUUUUCAUAAAAAAUUUUUCUAUUAAAAAAGUUUUUGUUCACUUACGGAGGGUGGAUUUUUGGGCAAAAAAAGGGGAUUUUUCCAAUGGUUUUGUUCACUCACGGAGGGUGGGGGGAGUAAGUAUAAUUGGUUCACUUUUUGUUUGCUCUGCUUUUAUUCUUCUUAAAGACUUAAGAGUAUUCGCUUUUCGGCUGGUUUCAUAUCUUGCGUUUACUGAUAUGUGUGCAGCCUUGGGUAUUUGCUAUUUAGUUCUAAUAUUUCCAAAUAAUGGCAGCACUGAUACAGCAUGCAAAAUUCAAUCUGCUUUGAGCUCUUACUUCACAUUUUCUGAAACACUUUUUACUUCAGUGAUUGCUCACGCUCUUUAUUCUGCAGUAAUAGCUCAUAAAAAUAUAGAAGUUUAUCACAAAAAAUAUCUGCUGUAUGGCUUUGGGAUUCCAAUUAUUCCUGCAAUCGUUCCUUGAAUUGGGGAUCAUUAUGGAUUUUCAGGAGGCUGAUGCUGAAUUAAAGGAGAUGACUACUACGAAAUAAUUCUAGAAUACGCGUUAUUUUACAUUCCUUUAUGACUUGUUCUCGCUUACAUUACUUAUGUGCAUGCCAAAGUAAUAAAGCAGAUAAGUAGUGACGCUACAACUAGCAAUAAAGAAACUCUUUUGAGAAAAAAAUUGGUGAGGAAGUUAAAACUAUAUCCUCUGGUACUUUUACUAUGCCAGACUCCUAUUUCUAUCUAUCGAGUAUUUUUGUCGAUACAAUACUGGACUGGUCAACUAUAUAAAGAGCCAACACUAGUUAUUAUCAUUCUUGGCGGGGUAAGUCUAUGUUCACAUGGAUUUUUGAAUUCUUUGGUAUAUGGAUUUACUGGUGCAGUUAGGAAAAAGAUAAGGUUAGGUUAGGCUUUUUAAAAAUCAGGCGUUAGCCAUGCUAGUGACGCAGUCUCCAAAGGCCUACCAUAUGGAAGGUUCUACCGCUUUCGGCUCCAGCCCAGAGGGUCUAUUUCCCGAAAAGGGUUCCACUUCUGAACCUUCUGUCUCCUCCUUGCCUUGCGGCUUUAGGCUUGAGUGGGAGCUCUAUGGAUUUCUGCGGCCCUGCAGCGGGCGAUUGGAGUUGUUUAAUUUUAAGGAUCGGUUCUUGGAGUCUUUCGGGUGCUGAAGUGCCUUUCAUCAGCGGCUGCAGGAAAAAGACUGAUCCCCUGCGGCCUAUGCUGAAACCUAGUUUAUUGGCUAGAAAUGUCCAGAUAAGUUUCACCAUUUGACUUUAUUAGGAAAAAGAGAUAAAGCAGCUUAUUUGCAGAAAGAAAAAGACACCAGUUGAGGAUUCAAUGAUGUAUGAUAUUCUUAAAGAUGAUUCGACUAGUCCUGCUAAAGAUUUUUAA